Molecule: messenger RNA, 462 nt
Organism: Salvia hispanica
Lineage: Eukaryota; Viridiplantae; Streptophyta; Magnoliopsida; Lamiales; Lamiaceae
Source: RefSeq, a predicted model, not a curated record
UGCUAUAUGUGUAGGAUGGCUGAGAAGGGAGGACAGAUUGUUCCGGAGUCUGUUUUGAAGAAACAGAAGAGAGCCGAGGAAUGGGCCUUGGUUAAAAAGCAGGAGGUUGCAGCUCUCAAGGAAAAGAAAUCGGCAAACAGGAAGCUGAUUUACAACCGAGCGAAGGAGUACGCCAAGGAGUACGCAGCACAGGAAAGGGAGCUCAUUCAGUUGAAGCGUGAGGCGAGGUUGAAAGGAGGGUUCUAUGUGAACCCAGAAGCUAAGCUGCUGUUCAUCAUUCGUAUUCGUGGUAUUAAUGCGAUGCAUCCAACGACAAAGAAGAUUUUGCAGCUGCUCCGUCUGCGUCAGGUGAUGACGCAUCUCGUUAAUGUUCUUUUACAUUUCUAUAAGAUAUUGGCUUCACGGUUGUUAUUACCUUUAGUUGGUGUUUAUGAUCAAUUUCUUAAAGUUAGCAAUUAGAUA